AUGGAGAAACGCACAAGUAUCGCCUGGGCGGUUAAAGCAAGCAGUUCCUGCACUCUGUCUCUGAAAGAAAGAGCCCCCACAGUAAAGAAGGACGUCAACAAGCGACUGGGGAUGAAGGACACCAUGCUGGCGCUCCUGCUCGCUGUCCUGCAGGGCUUUCCAGUCUGGGAAGCGGCACCUAACCCGUCACCGCUGGUUGGAUCAAACUGGGGGAACCCGAGGCGACUGGUUCACCUGCAGACAUCCACAGACCUCAACAACUUCUACUUGGAAAUCAAAUUAGACGGCACUGUGCGCAAAACUACAGCCAGAUCUUCAUAUAGUGUAAUUCUACUGAAAGCUGAAACAAGGGAGCGCGUGGCGAUCUUCGGUGUCAAAAGCAACCGUUAUUUGUGUAUGGAUUUGGAGGGCAACCCGUUCAGCUCGCCCAUCUGUCUCAGAGACGACUGUCUGUUCAACCACAAGCUCCUGGAGAACAACCGGGACGUGUACUACUCUCUCCGGACUGGGAUCCUGCUCAACCUGGAGGGCUCCCGGCAGGUGUUCUCAGUGGGUCAGAACCUGCCACAGACCUCUCUCUUCCUGCCUAAGAAGAACACGGUGCCGCUGGAGCGCCUUCUGCUGCACAGGGAGAAGAGGAACCGGGUCGUGGACCCUUCAGACCCACACAACGUCUACCUGCAGACCGAGGACGGCAUUGACUCCCGGGCGGUUCCCGAGGACGACACCGACCUGGAUGUGGAGGUGGAGACAGAGACAGAGGCUGGGGACGAUGGACGCAACGUCUCCAGGGAGACGCAGCUGGCUCCAUCCUCUGACGACCCCUGGAACGUGCACUCUUCCAAAUGA
This is a messenger RNA of Nematolebias whitei (Rio pearlfish), 849 nucleotides long. RefSeq names its product fibroblast growth factor 23 (gene fgf23). Gene Ontology annotation, biological process: cell differentiation; positive regulation of protein phosphorylation; animal organ morphogenesis. The coding region runs from base 1 to 849 and encodes 282 amino acids. The record is from RefSeq and is a predicted model, not a curated record. The transcript is spliced from 4 exons. Gene Ontology annotation, molecular function: growth factor activity; type 1 fibroblast growth factor receptor binding. Gene Ontology annotation, cellular component: cytoplasm. NCBI's taxonomy places the organism in Eukaryota, Metazoa, Chordata, Actinopteri, Cyprinodontiformes, Rivulidae.